Sitophilus oryzae (rice weevil) is the source of this 1611-nucleotide messenger RNA. Its product is annotated as sialin-like. NCBI's taxonomy places the organism in Eukaryota, Metazoa, Arthropoda, Insecta, Coleoptera, Curculionidae. Bases 188 to 1594 code for a protein of 468 amino acids. Gene Ontology annotation, molecular function: transmembrane transporter activity. The record is from RefSeq and is a predicted model, not a curated record. Gene Ontology annotation, biological process: monoatomic anion transport; transmembrane transport. The transcript has 9 exons.
CAUUCUUUUGAUAUUUUGAAAGAAAAUGUAUUUUUAAAAAUAAUCACAUGCUAAACCACAUAAAUAAUAAACAAUGAUCAAGAUUUGAAUAAGAAACAUUUUAUAUCUAGGUACUCCUUUAGGUAUAUAAUUCAUUCUACUGUAUAGGCUCAAGAUAGGAAUAGUACAAAAAUCAAAAUAAACUACGAUGGAAGUAGAAGCCAGAGGAGGGAUCGGUAAAAUAUCAACCCGAUAUCUACUUGCAAUACUAGGUUGCAUCGGUAUGGGCAUAAUCUAUGGACUGAAGGUGAAUUUUCAUGUCGCGAUAGUGAGCAUGGUAAAUCACACUGCAGUUGGUGGUAGCGAUCAUGGAGAUGCAGCCGAGGAUGGUCCAUUUGUCUGGUCAAAAAUGGUCCAAGGUCUAUUACUCAGCUCCUAUUUCUGGGGCUAUUUGAUAACCCAAGUUCCCGGAGGUCGAAUUGCAGAACUCUUCAGCGCCAAAUGGGUGAUGUUCUUCUCCGUCGCCAUCAAUGUCGUCGGCACCCUACUCUCACCCAUCAUGUCCGAGAUUCAUUACGCUGCAUUAAUUGGAAUACGAGUUGCCCAAGGAAUGGGUGGAGGUGUCACUUUUCCAGGCAUGCACGUACUGCUGGCUCAUUGGGCACCUCCUAAUGAGAGAAGCGUUAUGAGCAGUAUAGUGUAUGCUGGUACUGCACUAGGCACUGUUAGUUUUAUGCUGGCAGCUGGCCUGAUAGCGAAUUAUUUGGAUUGGAAAUAUGUUUUUUACAUCGAAGGUUCGGUCAGCGCCAUUUGGUUAUUUCUCUGGAUGUGCAUGAUAGCCGAUACCCCCGCAUCUCAAAAAUUGAUCAGUCCCGAAGAAAGAGAAUAUAUUAUGACGUCACUCGAUCAAAAACAAGCCAGCCAAUCUACCAAGAGUCAGGAAACCCCGAAACUUCCUUGGAAAUCAGCUCUCACCUCGCCUGCUUUCCUAGCCAUUCUAAUCGCUCACACCUGCAGCAAUUGGGGCUGGUACAUGGUACUUAUCGAGCUGCCCCUGUACAUGAAGGGCGUGCUCAAGUUCAAAAUAUCGGAAAAUGCCAUUUUGACGUCCCUACCCUUCUUUACCAUGUGGCUGUUCUCGAUAAUAUUGAGUAAAACCCUAGACACACUACGAGAAAAAAAAAAAAUUUCAACAACAGCGGCUAGGAAGAUAGCCACUGGAUUCGCCUCCAUCGUUCCACUGGCAUGUUUCCUUGUUUUGUGCUACGUAGAGCACAGGACAUUGGCCGUUGUCCUGAUGACAGUCGCUACCACCGCGAUUGGUGGGAUUUUCUGUGGAUUUUUAUCGAACCACAUCGAUAUCGCACCGAACUUUGCAGGAACACUUGUGGCACUGACCAAUAGCGCGGCCACUAUUCCUGGCAUUAUGGUCCCUAUAGUCGUUGGCAAAUUGACAAAAGAUGAUGAUUCUAUUAGAUCCUGGAGGAUAAUAUUUUGGGUGACGAUAGUUUUAUACGUCAUCGAAAUACUAGUUUAUAUGGCGUUUGGAUCUGGAGAAGAACAAAAAUGGAAUAAAGCAGAUCAAAGUGAAGGGGAAGGAAAUCCCAGACGUUAAAGUUAUAUAGUUGAUAU